UCUUGCUUGCCCUGGGAAUUUCCUCUGACAGGCCCCUCUGGAGAGCAAGAUCGUAUAUAAGUCAGAGCGUUUGCAGAACUCAUUCAGUCAAGCACAAACCUUCUCAGGCAAACAAGCAUCCUGCUGCCUCUCAGGACCACAGCCAAGAAAGACUUAAUUUGCCUCGCCAUGAACGCCAAGGUUGUUGUUGCACUUCUGGCUUUUUUCUUGGCCUGCGCCACUCUGACCGAAGGUCUCCCAAUGGCCCGGAUGGGGAGUGAAUUGCGGUGUCAGUGCAUAACCACCCAUUCCAGGUUCAUCACUCCCAAAAACAUCCAGGAUGUCAAACUGACUCAAAGUGGGCCCCACUGCACAAAUGUCGAAGUCAUUGCAACUCUCAAGGAUGGCAGAGAGGUCUGCUUGGAACCCACAGCCAACUGGGUGAAGGUGAUCAUCAAAGCCAUCUUGGACAAGGCUCAAGGCAAUGUCUAAUCACAACUACCAGGAAAUCCAUCAAGAGUUUCUCCCACAUUUCUUUACUGAAAGAAACUGAGCCAUUUUGAUCAAGCCUACGAGACUUUUAUAACUGAGAAGAUAUAUAGAUAUAUAGACUGCCUAUUUAUAUAUUUAUUUCAUAAAUGCAUUGAUAGAAAAACUUAAGAAGGAUAUUUAACAUAAGGUUGAAAAUAGGGAAGUGGGAAGUGAAGGUUCGGAAAUCAGUGAACACAGUUGAAAAGAAGUUGGUAUAUCUGUGCCUGCACCAGGUUGACUGUUAUUACAGCAAAGCAAAUUGGCAAUGAACUGUGUUCCUCUGGGUCAUUUGCACGCAACUAAUGCAACCAUAUCGAGAGCACUGUGAAUCAGAGCGAGCCUCAAGGCCACCUAUUGUGAGUCAGCAACAGUUAGUGUGUUGGUCUUAGGUUCAAAUCCCUAUUCAGCCAUGAAGCUCACUCAAUUACUUGGGCUAAUCACCAUCUCUUAGCCUAACCUACCUCAUAAAGUUGUUGUGAGACUGAAAGGGAGAGAAUUAUGUAUAAUGUUCCGGGCACUGCAGGAAGGGUGAAAAUCAUUUCUAUUUCUGGUGUGAGCAUUUCUAAUCUUAUUAUUUAUUCAACACGGCCAAGUCUGUAUAUUAUUUAUUGUGCAAGGCCUUCUUUUGUGACAUAAUUAUAAGAAUAUCAUAUUUUGGUGGGGGGGUAGUAUUUAUUUCAACCAUUUGUUUUAAAAACGGAGCUGAGAAUUCUCCUAAUGUUAAAGAGUGCUGUAUGCUGAAGUGUACCUAUGUAUUUCAGAUAACACGUGCCUUUAUUUAUGUUAUUUAUUGAGCAAGAAUGUCCAAAACUCUCAAAAUAUUUUUCUACACAUUUUGUAAACAAGUUAAAUUAUUUCAAUGCUCAAAUAAAUUAUUUCAACAUUGAA
Anolis sagrei ordinatus is the source of this 1398-nucleotide messenger RNA. Its product is annotated as interleukin-8-like. Gene Ontology annotation, biological process: defense response; chemotaxis; immune response. The record is from RefSeq and is a predicted model, not a curated record. Gene Ontology annotation, molecular function: chemokine activity. NCBI's taxonomy places the organism in Eukaryota, Metazoa, Chordata, Lepidosauria, Squamata, Anolidae. Gene Ontology annotation, cellular component: extracellular region.